AUGGCCGUCACAGAUGCACCGGCUCCCAAUCCAAAUGACAAUGUGUCGCGUUUAGUAUACAUCCCUUCUGCCAUAUUCGUGGUAAUAUGUCCCAUCGUCGUUGCGUUGCGCGUCUGGGCCCGACUGAGGAGUGGCAAGAUGGGCCCUGACGAUUGGACUGCCAUUGCAGCCUUGAUAUUUGCACUUCUGACUAGCGGAUUUCUGGUCGCCUCUUGCCAUUAUGGAAUGGGCCGCCAUUUCGUAUAUAUAGAAGCACACAAUAAAUAUGAAACUCUCAAAGAGGGCGAUCAGUACCUGUACAUGUCCCAAGUCACCUACAAGGCAGCCAUUAAUCUCAGCAAAUGCUCCAUUCUGCUGCUGUAUCUACGUCUAUUCAAGAUUUGCAGCCCCGUUGUCAAAGCAUUCAACAAGACUCUACCGGGAACUUGCAUCGACCUUGCUACGUUCUGGUUCGCAAACGCCGGCUUUUCGAUUGCUACCGAUAUUAUAAUCUUGUUGCUUCCUAUGCCUCUGGUCUAUCAACUAGAGGUUCCUCGGGCUCAGAAAAUCGCUCUAAUGGCUGUCUUUGCCGUUGGCAUCUUCGUCGUGGUUACUUCAUGCCUCCGAGUCGCAACACUUGAUGUGUUCGCUACUUCUCCCGACAAUACAUAUGAUAUCGCGAACGUGAUGUGGACUAUCAUCGAGCCCAAUGUGGCUAUCAUUUGUGCAAGCUUGCCAAUUCUACGCCCGUUGGUUGUCAAACUCUUCCCGGCUCUGAGGAGUAAAAGCUCGGCCAACAGGUACGGGUCUUCGGGCUACGCGGAACAGUCAAAACGAACAAGAAGAAGAAGCGAAGAGAAUAUCUUACCCCUUGGGUCGAAUGAGAAUGGUGCUGGAAUUCAGAAGACGGUGGAGUAUACUAUUCACUACUCAGAGAAGAGAUAG
Trichoderma breve is the source of this 924-nucleotide messenger RNA. RefSeq lists its product as uncharacterized. The record is from RefSeq and is a predicted model, not a curated record. The transcript has 6 exons. The coding region runs from base 1 to 924 and encodes 307 amino acids. NCBI's taxonomy places the organism in Eukaryota, Fungi, Ascomycota, Sordariomycetes, Hypocreales, Hypocreaceae.